UCCAUCCGUUUUCCUAUCGCGGUUCCAUAACAUUUGGAGCGAGCGGCCGCGACAUAAAGUGACAUUUUCUUCACAGAAAAUAAGCUAGAAGCAGUCGGAAAAACUAAACGAGCAUGAGAAGAAGUGAAAGACACAAGUUUAUCAAGAUAUCCGUGUUUUUCCUGGUUUAUUCAAUAAUUCAAGUUGUGUCCCCGAUCAAAAAGGAUAAUGUACCAACAGAAUCUCCACCAACGAUUCCUGCUACACUUAAACCGCCUGAAGAAAAAGUAUCUUCUCUACCUGGAACAGCGACACCACCUAAGAUAGACGAAACUUCAAAAGUAGCAGAUUUGGAAAAUAAACCGAAACAGCACGAAGCUAGUAAAAAUGAGCAAAAUAGUAACAAAAAGACCGCGGAAACUAAAUCAAAUUCGGAAGAAAGAAACGAAGAAGUUGGUAGAACCGUAAAAAAUGUUAGUACUAGUACUAGCACUAACGCCACUAAUGGACAAAAAGAACCUGUUGGGACUGAAGCUACUGAACCAGAACACACCCAGAACAUCACUGCAACGCCAACGAAUGUAACCAUCUCUAAGAAUGUAACUACUGAAUGUACACCUGCAGCUAUACGACAGUUUCCUAGGCCCCUGAUGCCUCAAAGGAUCAGGAAGCAUGGUGGUUUGAUUCUACAUACUAUUGUAGCUGUCUAUAUGUUUAUUGGCCUGGCCAUAGUAUGCGACGAAUAUUUUGUGGCAUCUUUAGAUAGAAUAUGCGAGGAACUGAAAAUGUCUCCAGACGUUGCUGGAGCAACUUUCAUGGCAGCUGGUAGUUCUGCUCCUGAACUAGCAACAGUUAUAAUUGGUGUGUUCUAUGCGGAGGACGAUAUAGGCAUAUCCGGCGUUAUUGGAUCGGCAGUGUUCAAUAUCAUGUUCGUGAUAUCCGUUUGUGCACUUUCUACAGGUGCCGUAGUGUACUUAAAUUGGUGGCCUCUGGUUAGGGACAGUUUUUUCUAUGCAAUUUCUAUCUUAAUGAUGUUGGCCGUCAUUGGAGACAAGGAUGUGAAUUGGUUAGAAUCGACGGUAAUGCUUGUCACCUACUUCAUCUACUGCAUAGUGCUGCAUUUCAAUACGCCCCUGGAAAAAUGGGCCCAAACAUGGCCAGUGCCGUUCAAGACCGUCGCACCUAACGAACAAUCGGGCCUGGUUAGUUACAAAACUCUGGAAGAACAAAGACAAAAGCAUACUAACUAUGGAAUGGAAUGGAACGAAACCAACGAGCAAGAACAGCAAGCGCAACAGCCUCAACAAGAGUCCUCUCCGCCCGCAUGGAACCCUGGUCAAGAUUGGAGUCCGGAGAAACAGGCUCCACAAGAGACAUUCCAACAGCAACAGCUCAGUGGACCAGUACUUAAUCAAGUUUCCAACGAUCCUGUUCUACCGCAACCUCUACCCUCAGGACCUGUUCAACACGAUUACUACAGACCUAAAGAGUUCGAUCCCACCACCAAAAUAAAUCCUCUAGUAAAACCUGCAGAUGAAGCUGGACAAUGGGCUAGAAUCAAAUGGACCGUUCUCUACCCUAUCCAUUUCUUCUGUAUCUACACCAUGCCAGAUUGUAGAAGCGAAAAGUACAGAAAUUGGUACCCGUUCACGUUUUUUGUUUCCAUGGUGUGGAUAUCUUUCUAUUCCUAUUUUAUGGUGUGGAUGAUAACAAUUAUAGGAUACACUUUAGGUAUACCGGAUACAGUAAUGGGUUUGACGUUCGUAGCUGCGGGUGUGUCAGUUCCUGAUGCCCUGUCUAGUAUAGCAGUUAUAAAAGAAGGAUAUGGUGAUAUGGCUGUGUCAAAUGCUAUUGGUUCCAACGUUUUUGAUAUACUAGUCUGCCUAGGUCUUCCUUGGUUCAUUAAAACAGCUUUAGUUACACCGGGAGCACAUGUAAAAGUCAUCAGUAAAGGACUGAUGUAUUCUACGUUCUCUCUACUAUCCACCGUGGCGUUUUUGGUAGUCGCCAUCCAUUACAACGGUUGGAAACUGGAUAGGCGUUUUGGUAUAGUACUGAUGGUUUGGUACUUGGUUUUUAUUACGUUUGCAAGUCUGUACGAAUUGAACGUGUUUGGUAACCUAAAUCCUCCCGAAUGCGUUACAGAUUACUAAAACACUAACAUUUGUAUUAUUGUUAAUACAAUUGAUAACUGAAAUUAUUACGAAAGAUUAUAUGUAUGCGAGUGGCAGUAUGUCAAUUUUUAAAAUCCAAAUUAUGGGUUUGAUAAGAAAUUUUAUUUAAUUACUUGAUUUUAAACAGAAACACAUUCUUGAGAAUUAAACCUGAAAAUAGUUUUAAACAUCAACAGCGAAA
Sitophilus oryzae (rice weevil) is the source of this 2334-nucleotide messenger RNA. Its product is annotated as probable sodium/potassium/calcium exchanger CG1090. Bases 114 to 2132 code for a protein of 672 amino acids. Gene Ontology annotation, cellular component: membrane. The transcript is spliced from 13 exons. Gene Ontology annotation, biological process: calcium ion transmembrane transport; intracellular calcium ion homeostasis. Gene Ontology annotation, molecular function: calcium, potassium:sodium antiporter activity; calcium channel activity. Lineage: Eukaryota; Metazoa; Arthropoda; Insecta; Coleoptera; Curculionidae. The record is from RefSeq and is a predicted model, not a curated record.